AUGCCAUCCCCCUCCGAGUUCUCGUCCCAGGCCCGCCGCCGCGGGCUCGGCGACAACACCGCCAAACCGCCGGCCAAGCCCGGCUACUGCUACGACAUCCACCUGACAGACGACCACCCGUGUGCGCCCUCCCCGCCGCAAAUCUUCAGCUCCACCAACGCCGAGCUCUGGAUCCACGGCUGGCCAGCCACGGCGCACGAACACCAAGACUACUUCGCGGAGUGGGAGCACCCGCCGCCAAAACACCACCAGCACCAGCAACCCCCGCAGCACCAGCCGCAGCAGCACCCAAUACCCCUCGUAAAACCCCACGCCGGCCACGGCACCUCCCACACGGAGCUGACCAAGCUCUCCGGGCGGGAGUACGCGCUGCGGGCAGCCGACCCGUCCGACUUCGCGUCGGUGUGGGAGCACUCGAUCCUGCCGCUGCUGAGCGGCCUGAUCAAGGAGCACUGCACGGGGGAUUUUGCCGUGGACGUGCACAACUUCCCCGAGCGGUCGGCCGAGGCGGUGCCGCGGGUGAUCUACAUCACGCUCCCCGCCGAUAUGGACACGGCGGCGCUGGAGCCGGCGGUGCGGGGGGAGCUGGCGCGGGCCGUGCCGGAGCGGUUUAACCCGGUGUAUCUCAAGUUUCGGAAGGGGGAUUUGCAGAGGUCGCAGUGGUGUCCAGAGCCCAUCGUCGGCAUGUCGAUCGGUCCCGCUAAGGGGCUGGACGCGGCAUCGCUAGGCGGUUUCGUAAGGGUCGGACAAAACCUCUACGCCAUGAGCGCGCGCCACGUUUUCGAAGACGCCAUGAGAGUGGGCCAGCUCCGUGUCAGCCAUCCGGCCGACCCAGACUUGCAGCUGGUUGUGCCGCCGGACCCAACGGGUAGGCAGUACGGCAUCGGGAGAGUGUCCAUGUGCUCGCCGGCCGGGACGUACCGGUCUUCGCUGACGUUUCAGGGGAUUCCCGUUCCGGAGGAUCAGAAGAAGGUGGAGAUGGACUGCAUGGAGAUGAACGGGGGCGUUGCCGUGAAGAGUGUGGCUAUGGUGAAGGGCAACACGGAGGUGUAUGCCAUGGCUCGGACGAGUGGCUAUUCCCUCGGCUUCACCUCCGAUGUUCCAGGCGUUCGGCGAUACAAAGGGCAGGAGAGGAGGGACUGGACGGUCCGCCAGUACUCACCCUUCAAACUCCCCAAGGAGGGUCAGGCCAGCUCGCCGUGGCAAACCGUGAGGCAAUGGGUAACGAGCGGCAUUGGCGUUCCGGGCGAUUCCGGGGCAUGGCUGAUUCAGCGGUCUGAUGAUGCUGUCGUGGGAUUAAUUUGGGGUCGCAAUCACGACAGCGGGAACCCGUUCGAAAAGGUCCGGUUCGCCUACUUCACCCCUAUUGUCGACAUUCUAGCCGAUGUGGAGCAGAACCAUGCGGAUGGGCAAGGGGUCUCUCUGCCGGUAUACCGGGACCAGGGAUUACCGCGGGACGGUCGAUAUCGCAACUCUCGCGCGCCAGUAACGGCGGACAUGUCCCGCGACCCGUGGAACAUCUUUACCACAAGGUCAAUCCAAGAGCAUCGCCAGGCCCAAGUCGACCUCAUCGAGAGUCGGUUCGUCGGUACCAGCGUGCCCGCGAUGGAAGCAACAUUCGACCGACGGCCCUCGCCUCCAACCGAGCCCGCAACGGACAGCACACCGGGCCACGGUGUGGUAAAAGGCUCCGUCCUCACAGUUGAUCCGCCAACACCUGCGCCUCGAAGCGAAAGGGGUGGCUCAAUAUCGACAUCGCGUUCCCAAGAAAGAUUGCUACUGGGAUUGGGCGCGCAUUCCGCACCCGACUUGUCUCUGCCGGAGCUCACGACCGGGUCCUCGAUACAUUCGGGCCCCAGCAUAGGGAGUGAUAAGCCUGAUGCUGUGGCGGAGGGUAACGAUGUUCAGGUGGUUGGGGAGCUCGACGCUGGCGAAGAGAUCGCUGAGAUCGAGGAGCCCAUUCGCGCGAAGGCGUCGUUUGCCCCGAAGUUUCAUCAAGUGUCACCGGGACGGGAGCGGAUCCUGAUGUAA
This is a messenger RNA of Chaetomium globosum CBS 148.51, 2031 nucleotides long. RefSeq lists its product as uncharacterized. The transcript is spliced from 3 exons. The coding region runs from base 1 to 2031 and encodes 676 amino acids. The record is from RefSeq and is a predicted model, not a curated record. NCBI's taxonomy places the organism in Eukaryota, Fungi, Ascomycota, Sordariomycetes, Sordariales, Chaetomiaceae.